Molecule: messenger RNA, 5032 nt
Organism: Drosophila suzukii
Lineage: Eukaryota; Metazoa; Arthropoda; Insecta; Diptera; Drosophilidae
Gene: su(sable)
Product: suppressor of sable
Biological process (GO): negative regulation of DNA-templated transcription
Cellular component (GO): nucleus
Molecular function (GO): RNA binding; metal ion binding
Source: RefSeq, a predicted model, not a curated record
UAGUCAAAUUUGCCCAGCACUUUCGCUGGGAUUUUCAUUCAAGUAGAAACUGUCGAAACUGUUGCAAACCCUCCUGACUACUAUGUUUUGGACGAAAAGUUUUAUUAAUUUAAUGUUUUUGUAUAUUGUAUUCUGUCCAUGAGCGUAACAGAGACAGACAGAGAAAGGGAGAGAGAGAUACUGAGAUACAGGGCCCCGGCCCGCAGGCAGAGAGACAGAGAGGGCGAAAGCGAGCUAAAGCGGGUGCGAGCGAGAGAUCGCCGCACGCACACACAUAAACCUGUACAUAUAUAUAGUAUCAGCAAAAAAUAAGUCUAAAGUCGCUAUUCGAUUCUGCGAAAACUUCAACGAUUUUUUCGUACCUAUAUAUGUAUGUACCCACACAAACGCUGCGUCACCAAAUACGUAUACAUUAGAUCAGUCUUGCAAAAAGGGAGUCGCUUUCCACAGGCUUUUUACGAGUUCCACUGCUUUUGAGAGAUAGGCUAUAGACACAACAAUGUCAUCAAUUUUGGCGGAUGCGCCUGUAAUUGAUUUGGUGGAGGAUUUAGAGGAUGGUGAAAUUGACGAUGAUGACGAGGAGGAGGAGCAGCAACCGCCACCAAAUUUUCCGGCCCAAAAGAAAGUUUCCCCAGGGGAUGAAGAGGUCCAAUUUGUGGGCAUCGAGGUUAAGGACAAAAUCACCGACGAGGAUGUCGUCUAUAUGGGAUUAUCUGCAGAUUCUGCAGGACCACAAAACAACAAUAGCAGCAAAUCCAAGAAGCCUAGGCCAUUGGAAGAUGACCAUGCUAGCAGCAUCGAGAAUGCCAUUGCCAAUGCCUUAAAAAAGAAGGGCAUAGAACCACCAAUGCCUAGGAUGCGUUCGUCUAACCAGGAUUUGGGGGAUGCGUCCUUGGAGGGAUCCGGUGAAUUAUUAUCUGGCGGCGGAAAUCAUCUCCAGCAGCCAAGUCGCAGCAGCAGGCGAAGGAAACGCAAAAAAGAACGCGAGCGAGAGCAAAAGAAGGACAAGGAGCACCAGAAACGGUCCCGCCGUGAAGAUGGUGAUGUGUCUAGUGUGGCGGGCUGUGCUGGCAGUGAUGACAUGGACGAAUAUGAGAUGAUGAACGUACGCGGCGGCAGUCCGCCGCCCGGAGGAGUAGCACCACCCUCUUCCGGUAGUGGUGGUCAGCGUUUUAGCGCUCCUGAUUGGGACUUAGCCGACGGCCCAGCCGUGGGACCGGGAGCUGCCCUUGGAGGCGGAGGAGGCGGCUAUGAAUCGCAGCAGGAUCCCUACAGCAGCUACGAUUCUUAUUCCGAUGAGGAGGUUUCUGCACCUGGUUUGGUAAACCAAAGGCGUCGAAUGCGGAGAGAGAGAGAAAAGGAGCAGCAGCGUGUUGGCAAUAACCGCAAGCGAAGGGAUCGUGAUCGCCAUGAGGGAGGUGGAGCUGGAGGAGGAGCCAAGCGAAAUCGUCGUGAUUCCGGUGAGGGAGGUGGUGGUGUCGGUCAGGAGAAGAUGGGCGGUAGCGGUCGCAUUGAACCCCGCAAACUUGAGCUGUGCAAGUUCUAUUUGAUGGACUGUUGUGCCAAACGAGACAAAUGUUCUUAUAUGCACAAGGAGUUUCCCUGCAAGUACUAUUACCUGGGCAUGGAUUGCUAUGCCGGCGACGAUUGUCUCUUUCAUCACGGCGAACCGCUUUCCGAGCAGCUGCGCAACAUCUUGCUGAAACACAUGGAGACGGCACCUAAAGAGAUCCUUGGUGAUUUUAAACGAAUAUCGAGAGAAAUUGCACUGGGGCAGAUGACGCGACGGCACGAACAGUUGUGCGAGCAAUUUAAGCGGGAGAAUACGUGGAGCAUAAUGGGCAGUGCAGGAAUGGGCAGGCGACAGGACCAGCAACAGCACGUGCAGCAGCAGCAGCAGCAGCAGCAGCAGCAGCAGCAGCACAUACAGCAGCAACAGCACAUGCAGCAGCAACAGAUACAGCAGCAACAGGAACAACAGGCGGGUGCGGAAGUCGGUGGCUGCAUCCCCUCUCUUUUAGACAUGGUUAUCAAUCCACCGCAUCCGGAGAAAAAGCGCAAAUCCCGUUGGGCUGAGAAAACGGCAGCCAAGGCAGCAGCUGGUGGAGCAGUUUCUUCAGAAGCGGGCGACACAUCGCCAGCUGCUAAACCAUUACCACAACAUUUAGACUUAGUCAAUCUCAGUCACGUGUUGAGUACGGAAAACAUGGCCAAGCUGAACAAGUUGGGCAUUACCAACCUGGAGCAGAUGUUGCAGGUGCCGUUUGGUCAGUUAACCGAGGCUGGUCUAACUCUGGUUGAGAUUGGAGAGAUUCAGCGCAAGGCCGAGGACGCCAAGCCACAGACGCAUACCGAAACGACAAUCAGCACUCCCAUUGCCAAGCCAGACACGGAGACCAACAAUAGCAACUCCAACAGCAAUGGGUUUAUUAUGGUGGACUAUACGCAGUAUCUGAAGGAUGCACACGUCAGCUUUUCGGGCAAUGAUCCGCUGGACGAUGAUCGAGAUGAUGACGAACAACUGGUCAUAGACGACGGCAACGAGUCCACCCCUGAGGAGGAGCAACAACCAAAGCCGGCAAAAGCACCGACAGUCGACCUCCAGGACUCCGCCACAGAGGAGGCACCCUUGCCUUCUGUUUACGAUUUGCCAAGCUUUAUGAGCAACAUGCUAGGCCAGGGAUCCUCGGCAACUCAACUGCUGCCAGCCAGUGCCACGUCGCCCAAUCAGGAGAUGCCACAAUUCGCUGCAGUAGAGCAAUCGGGACUUAAACCCUCGUCCAGCGGAGGCAGCACCUCCACCCAUGUGUUCAGUCGGAUUCUGUUCGGCGACAAACAAUCGGAUCCCGAGGCUAGAGCGGCUUUCUACCGCGACAUUAUACGAAAUCCUUUCAAGGCGCAUAGCGGCGACGGAGAUGUGGACUCCAGUAAUGAGAACUCCAAUUCAAAUUCACGUUCGCUGACACCGACUCCUACUCCAGAGCCGGGAUCACAGUCGCCGAAGCAGGAGGAUCCAGAUGAAGAGAUGCCAGAAUUACCUGCCAUUACGGCAGCGUUGCCGCCAACAACUCCCUCGCUUUAUGUGCGUCCUUCCAUGUAUGAUUUUGAUCCUUCCAAAGUGGAAGAACAGCAGCGGCGGAGGGAGCCUCUCCUGGAGGAGGAGCUGCGCCAGCGUGAUAUAGACAUGCGACUUCCUUUCGAGCCAAUGAAACACUAUAUGCCCGCCACCGAAAUUGAUGCGGCGAUCUUCUCGCACACUCCGCUCCGCUGGCAGCUGCAGGAGGUGUCCGUGGAGGAAGCCAGCUAUGCUCAAAUCAGGGCCAGCGCUAUGCAUAAGGAGCAGCGUGAUCUACGGGAUCCUCGCAUGCGUCGUAUUCUGGGUUUACCCGAAAUGCCGGACAAUAGUGCAACCAUGGGAUCGAUGGGAUUAGCGGGAGCGGGCUCGUUAUCGAGUGACUCCUUUGGACGUUCCGGGGCGAGCAUAGCCUCGCCGGAGUCUGAGACCAAUGUACGUGAUACCACGCCCAGUUCUCCACCCCCGACGUUUGCCAAUUUACCAUCAAUGAGUGUCCCACCGCCAUCGAUGAGCGUACCGCCUCCGAAUCUACAGAUUGAAAAGCCUCCGGUACGGACAGAUCCACGUCGCGAUCCUCGGCGAGCCCAUCUUCAGGCUCAAACUCAAGCAGCUGCGAGUACGGCGAACCCGACACCUACCACAACCAAUGCCACUGGUGGCAGUAAACAAAUAUCUGAAAUCCGCAGCCUCAUGCAAAGCUCAAACUGGUACAAGAAUCUGGGCAGCAACAAUAAGAUAAUGGUAAAUCAACAACUAGCGUUGGUCUUUACCGAGCUAAAAAAAUUUCAUCAGCUACCCGAGGGCGCUCAAAAAAUUUUUGAUGUCAGCUUUAUAGUGAACAACCCAACGUUGCAGCAAAUCUUUGCUAAGCUCUUCAUAUUCGUGGAUGAUAAUGGUCAGGUGGUGCAGAUGCCCGAGGAGAAUAAUGCUGGUGGAGUACCUGUAGCAGCAGCAGGAGUAGGAGUGGUUCUGCCCAAUCUAUCGCAACCUCCUCCAAAUCUGGCCCAGAUGUUAAGGGUACCGCCGCCAAAUAUUCGACUGCUACGCAUGUCCGGAAUGAUGAUGCAAAUGGGCAAUCUGGGACCCCAAUUUAAUCAACCACCACCGCGAGCUGGAUUGCUGGGUAUGCCGCCAGGAGGCAAUGGAGGAAACCUAGGAGGAUUAAACCAAGGAGGAGGACCUGUGCCUAAUGGCAAUCCCUUUAACCCAUUUGCCGGCGGAGCAGGCAACAAUGGAGGAGGAGUUGGCGGAAUGGGCAACAUGAAUUCCAUGGGCAACAUUGGUAACAUGGGCAUGCCUUUCAAGAACUUCAACAAUGGAAACAAUAACAAUAAUGGGGGAGGCAGAGGAGGACAUUUUCCGGGCGGGGGAGCAGGUGGCAACAAUCGCAACCAGCGAGGCGGCAAUCAGCGAAACCGCAACAUCUAAAAGCUUAUGUCUCCAGGAUAAUCCAGCAACACAAAAAGACUAUUUAUGCCAAAGUGAUGUUGAUGUUAUGCCCAUGCCCCUUUUCAACCCACUCCCAAAGUAACCCGCCCCAUAGAAAACGUUGUUUCCCCACCCCCACUUUAUUUUUAUUAGAAAAUCCGGGCUUCGACUGCUUUGUACAUUGUAUUUUAUUCCUUAAAUCCAUCAUUGUCACUAUUUUUUUGGCUAGGUGUAAGGAAUAACAUUUUUAGCACUACUACGUACUGAUAAAUGUAGUUAAGAGUAAGAACAAGGAAACUUAAGGAAGAAAAAUUGAGGAACAGGAACAGAAAGUAAAGUAUAAUUGGUAUAUCACCUUUUUUACCGAACUUUUUUGAAUAAUGUAGGAUAAAGUGUUUAUUUGUGCGUGUACUACAUCGAUAAUCUAGACAUACAAACUACAAAUAAAUAACAUGUUUUAAGUAAUGCGUCAUAAGUAGGUGUGCUAGGCCUUACCAAAAAUGCAGGCAAGGAGCGCCAAAAUCGAAA